This is a messenger RNA of Branchiostoma belcheri (Belcher's lancelet), 945 nucleotides long. RefSeq lists its product as uncharacterized. The record is from RefSeq and is a predicted model, not a curated record. Gene Ontology annotation, molecular function: zinc ion binding; nucleic acid binding. Bases 1 to 945 code for a protein of 314 amino acids. The transcript has a single exon. NCBI's taxonomy places the organism in Eukaryota, Metazoa, Chordata, Leptocardii, Amphioxiformes, Branchiostomatidae.
AUGGCAGACCAGCAGCAGCCAGUGCCAGUCGUUUCGCCUUUCGACAGAAAAGUUGCCAGGUAUUAUGGUCCGUCUCGAAACCCAAAAGACAUGACCGUGCGUGAGUUCAUUGAAGAGAUGAGAGCAGUGUUCAGGUUGUGUCGUGUCGAUGAUAAUCUGAGAGGGGCACUGGUCAUGCGCCAGCUUGGUGGAGUUGCAAAGAGGGAAAUGAUGCAACUAGAUGCAGCAGUCAGAGACGAUGUUGAUCAGCUUUUUGCUCAGCUCUUGAACAGCUUUGACGAUAAGACCAGUCAUGGCGAUUUCCUGAGUUACUUCUAUGCCAGGGAACAGAAGCGGGGUGAGUCUAUUAGGGAUUUCGCUCUUGCUGUGCAGGAACUGCUCACCAAGGCAGCUGACAGAGCUCCGGCCGCAGCGCCCCUCGCUAACAGAGAGAACAUGUUGAGGGAUAGGUUGAUUGAUGGGUUAAGAGACGACGCUGUUAGGAGGCAACUUAAAAGAGAGAUCAGGCUGAAUCCGGCCAUAACCUACAUGCAAGCGAAGGAGGCUGCCAUGCAGCUCACAGGGGAGUGGGAAGCAGGCAAGAAAGCCCUCCCCGAGGAAGGCACCGUCCGGCUCCAAGCCGCGAAUGAUCAGAUUUGGGAUGAAAUGGGUGCCUCUUCAGGCCCCGCAUCUAGGCUAGAGGACCUUUUGCUCAAUGUGCAAAGGUCGUUAGACCAGCUGAGUGUUGAACACCAAAACCGGAACAGCAAGAAAUCGGACAGUCGUCGUUGCUUCAACUGCCAAAAAGUUGGGCACAUUGCCAAAGACUGUAGGGGGGCUCCUCAGAGUUCUACUUGGACCGGGAAGUGUUUCAGAUGUGGCCGUAAGGGUCACACUUGGCGGAAAUGUAAAGCCAAAGUGACAAGUCCGCAAGGUGUUUCCACCACGCCCCCGGCCCCAAACUAG